This is a messenger RNA of Chaetomium fimeti, 2551 nucleotides long. RefSeq names its product NUDE protein. Gene Ontology annotation, cellular component: centrosome; kinesin complex; kinetochore. NCBI's taxonomy places the organism in Eukaryota, Fungi, Ascomycota, Sordariomycetes, Sordariales, Chaetomiaceae. Gene Ontology annotation, biological process: chromosome segregation; establishment of mitotic spindle orientation; microtubule nucleation. The record is from RefSeq and is a predicted model, not a curated record. The transcript has 2 exons. The coding region runs from base 494 to 2437 and encodes 647 amino acids. Gene Ontology annotation, molecular function: microtubule binding.
ACACCCUCCUCUCGAAGGGGAUCCUCGUUCCUCUGACAUCGACGACACGGCCCUCGACAAUCGACGACAAUAGCCGCGCAAUAGGUAGGUAAGAGUGUCGCGCGAAGCGACCACACGACAUCAAUAAUCGGCGUCAUUGAAGACCGCCACUUCCGUACGCCCGGAGGCCGAAAUAUCGACGACGACGCCCAGUCGGGUAUGUUGUGUCUCUCGGUCGCAGCAAAAGGCGGAGGUUGUUGACCCAACUCUCGCCACGAUCGCAGUGCUGCGAGCGAUAUACGGCCACACGGGACACACGACAAACAACACCCUUUCAGCCACGGCAAUCUUUAGAUCCGAAUCGCUUGACGAUAACGACAGACGAAUUUCCUUUUGUUUGGUUGCGACAACCAAUUCCACCGACUUGCAACACUCUUUUUCACCAGCUUUCCUUGCGCCGAUUUGACACAUGCGAAACCGCGCAGCGCACUACGCCGCAGCGUAAACCAGCCAAAUGUCCGAGCCGCCGUCGUCACCCCCUAGAGCAGGAACCAGCGUGGAGGAUGCCUUGGCGUGGUACAAGUCGCAAUACGAGGUGCUGGAGGCGGAGCUGUCCGAAUUUCAGGCCUCCAGCAAGGAACUAGAAGCCGAACUCGAGAAGGAUCUGGAUGCGGCCGACAAGCGCGAACGGUCGUUGCGGCAGAAGGCCGAGGGGUUGAGCUUCGAAGUGGAGGAGUGGAAGCGCAAAUACAAGGAGUCCAAGACAGAGGCGAACGCGGCCCAGAACACCCUCGAGAAGGAGAUUACGAUUCUCCGCGACACCAGCAGGACGCUUCAACUCAGGCUCCGCGACAUCGAGGUGGCCAACGACGAUUUCGAACGCCAGGCGCGGACUACCACCUCGUCCCUGGAAGAUCUCGAAUCCAAGUACAAUGUCUCUAUCGAGAGGGGAGUCAUGCUGGAGGAGGAGAUCAAGAUUGGGGAGCAGGAGCGAGAGCAGUUGCGCGUCGAGGCGCAACGACUGCGAGAAGAGCUUGCCGACCUCAAGAUCGAGGCCGAGAUUCUGCAAGACAAGAUCAAGAAACAAGAGUCUAGGCACCUCUCGAGCAUCUCGACCGAUAUCUCCUCAAUUCCCGGGUCCCCGUCGUUCUGCAACUCCCCACACUCGACCGCGAGCUCUCCGAUGAUUAUGACACCGCCAGAUCUCAAGUCGCUCUCCGCGGCGGACACUACUUCAGAACUCCAAGACCCGCCCUCGCCACCGAUGUCGGAUGCCUCCCUACCUUUACCCAAGAUGGGGGGGCUAAAGACGCCCGCCCCUCAAAGAAGGAGCCGCCUCCCCUCGGCCGCCGACACCACCACGCCGAAACCGAGGUCUUUUACGGCGUCGACGUCCUCUUCUCGCCCAACGCGCGCAGUCACUACAUCCAAUGCGAUGCGAACAUCGGCCCAACGAUCGUCGGCUGCGAGGUCCACCCGCACCUCCUCUCGCGGGGUACCAGCUUCUAACACUCUUACCCACAUUCGCACACUCACCGCUCAGAUGGAACGGCUCGAGGCCCGCGUGCAAUCGGCGCGCUCCAAGCUGCCAGCGCCACCACCGGCCAUAACGCCACCCCGCUCAUCUCCCGGAGGCGGCAUGGCAAUGCCAGCUAGCAUCACAAUCCGCAGCCGUAAGCGGACCACCGGCUCCACCGCCUCCUCCAGCGCCGCCAGCUUCGCCGCCUCCGAAACACCUUCCCAAUCCCGUCACGCCCCAUCCGAGUCCCACAGCAGCAUCUCCUCCAACAAGCACGUCCCCCGACUCAGCACGUCGGGCGUCUCGCGCCUAUCCUUCGGCCCCCUCCCCAACCGCAACCCCACCAACCCCAACAACAACAACAACACCGAGCCCGACUAUUCCCGCCCCAGCAGCCGAGCCAGCCUCUCGAGCUACACCCGCCCCGCCAGCCGCAACGACUCCCACCACCACCACACCCCCACCAGCAGCAGCAUGCUGCCCCCGCGGCCCAUGAGCCGCGCCAGCCUCUCCAGCAACCGCACCCCGCUCGCCACCGGCGGACCCAACAGACCCCGCAGCAGCCUCGGCCUGCACCACGGAAGCCACGCCCGCAGCGGCAGCAUGAGCUAUGCCAGCAGCAUGGCGGCGGCGCCGACGGCCGAGGAGGAGGCGGAUGAGUCGUUCGAUGCCAGUUGUGUUGGUGGCGUCGGUGGUGGUACCGGUGGCGGUGGCGGGCGGUUGCGCACGCCUAGUAGGCGGGGGACGUUUAGCCGGCGGACGGAGAUGGAUGCUACCGUUUCGGGCAGCGGUGGCGGCGGUGGCGGCGGCGGCGGGUUGGGGACGGGGCUCCCGUUGCCGAGGCGGCUGAGCGGCGGGUCGGUGUCGUUGUCGGUCUCGGGGCGGCGCACUAGUGGUGCGAGCGCGCGGGUGCUGGAGGAUUUGGGGGAGACUUAUUGAGUUUUUCCAUGGGGUUUUUGUUAUGGGUGGUUGGUUGGUGAAGGGGUUUGGGGUUCGCUCAGGGAGAUAGGUGGUGGGUAGGUUGCUUGGUGAGCGAGGUGUGUUCCAGGUUGC